This is a messenger RNA of Camelina sativa (false flax), 1829 nucleotides long. RefSeq names its product monolignol oxidoreductase AtBBE-like 15. Lineage: Eukaryota; Viridiplantae; Streptophyta; Magnoliopsida; Brassicales; Brassicaceae. The record is from RefSeq and is a predicted model, not a curated record. Gene Ontology annotation, molecular function: oxidoreductase activity; FAD binding.
CUCAAACAACCAAAAGCAAAAAAACCUCAUUUACAUUAAAGAAAAAUGGCGUUUGCGAUACCGAUUGCGUUUCUUGUAACGCUACUACUAGUCUCGGUUCCAUCGUCUUCAUCCACCACCCUACAACAAGAUUUCAUGCAGUGCCUCGUCGACAACUCCGACGUCUCGUUCCCGAUAACGGCUUCGUUCUUCUCACCUGACCAAAACGCUACUUUGUUCAAAGAGGAGCUUGAAUCCACGGCACAGAAUCUCCGGUACUUGACUCCGUCGAACCCGAAGCCUGUCUUCAUAUUCGAGCCUUUGUACGAGACGCACGUCCAAGCAAUGGUCGUUUGUGCCAAGAAGCUUCAGGUUCAGCUGAGGGUACGUAGCGGUGGCCACGACUACGAAGGGCUCUCGUUCGUCGCCGGGGACGAGACGUCGUUUGUGGUCGUCGAUUUGUCGAAGCUUAGACAGGUCGACGUCGAUUUGGACAGUAACAGCGCGUGGGCUCACGCUGGUGCUACCAACGGAGAGGUUUAUUAUAGGAUCCAAGAAAAAAGCCAGACCCAUGGUUUCCCGGCGGGUUUAUGCUCAAGCCUUGGCAUGGGCGGUCACUUAGUCGGCGGAGCUUACGGUUCGAUGAUGCGCAAGUUCGGUCUCGGCGCUGACAAUGUCCUCGACGCCAGAAUCGUCGACGCCAACGGUAAGAUUCUUGACCGUGCUGCAAUGGGAGAAGACGUUUUCUGGGCGAUUCGCGGAGCUGGCGGCGGUAGUUUCGGCGUGAUACUCGCUUGGAAGAUCAAGCUCGUACCGGUUCCAGCCACCGUGACGGUAUUCACAGUAACGAAGACGCUUGAGCAAGACGGGACUAAUGUAUUGUACAAAUGGCAACAAGUCGCUGAUAAGCUUGACGAUGAUCUCUUCAUCCGCGUGAUUAUUUCUCCGGCGAGCAAAACCACCGGAUCGGCAGUUCGAACCAUCUCGAUGUCGUUCCAAGCUCAGUUUCUCGGCGACUCUAAACGUCUCUUGGAGAUAAUGCAGAAGGACUUCCCUGAGCUAGGACUAACCGGGAAGGACUGCACUGAGAUGAGCUGGAUCAAGUCAGUGAUGUACAUUGCGGGAUUCCCAAACAGUGCAGCACCAGAAGCUUUACUAGCGGGAAAAUCAUUGUUUAAGAAUCACUUCAAAGCCAAAUCAGACUUUGUGAAAGAGCCAAUUCCAGUAGAAGGCUUAGAAGGAUUAUGGAAGAGGUUUUUAGCAGAGGACUCGCCUUUGACGAUAUGGAACCCUUACGGAGGAAUGAUGUCGAGGAUCUCCGAGUCAGAGACACCUUUCCCUCACAGGGAAGGGACCUUGUUCAAGAUUCAGUGGCUAAGCACUUGGCAAGAUGGGGAAGCGAGUGAGGCCAAGCAUAUGAAGUGGAUUAGGGAAAUGUAUGAUUACAUGGAGCAGUAUGUGUCGAAGGACCCGAGACAGGCGUAUGUGAAUUACAGGGAUCUUGAUUUGGGGACUAAUAAGGAAGGGAGUGAUGUCAGAGAGUGGGGGGCUAAGUAUUACAAAGGGAACUUUGAGAGGUUGGUGAAGAUCAAGGGUGAGUUUGAUCCUGAUAAUUUCUUCAGGCAUGAACAGAGUGUUCCAACAAAGAUUGGUUGAUGUAUAUUGGACUUCGUUGUUGUUUUUAGUCAAUGGGUUUUAAAUUUAAAUAAAGAACAUCAGUUAAAAUAUAGAAAUCAUAUGGAUCUGGGUUUUGUCAUAGGAAACGCUCUAUACUUUGUAUUAUGUUUAGGCAUAAAACAAUCUUUACUUGUGGGUUCGUUUUGUUGAAAAGAUAAAUUAUAUUUUUCCUA